GUACUGAUCACUCCUGGCCUCUGCGAAGGAAAGAAGAGGUGGGGGAGGCUGGUUUGGUGGCCUGUACCGAUUUGCAGCAGCUGAUGGCGGCGCCUCUGCUCCCCUCUUCCGUCUCCGUGCUCCUCUCGCUCCACAUCGCGCUGCUGCUGGUCCUCUGCUCCAGCCAGGUAGGAGAUUCCUGCUCCUCAGUGCGGGACUGCGGCACGGGCCUCUACUGCGGCAACUGCCCCGCCGCAGGCAGGACCAAGCUCUCCUGCAUCAGGGACCUAGCCAUCCAGCCCACCUCCAUUGUGAAGGGGCUACCUUUCAACAGGUACUCAUGGCUCGUCACCCACAAUUCCUUUUCCAUCCUCGGGGAGCCGUCGCGCACUGGGGUUGAGAGGGUCACGUUCUACAACCAGGAGGACUCCGUCACCAACCAAUUGAGGAAUGGUGUCAGGGGAUUGAUGCUUGAUAUGUAUGACUUCAACGAUGAUGUAUGGCUCUGCCACUCCCUGCAAGGGCAAUGCUAUAACUUCACUGCUUUCGUACCAGCAGUUGACACACUAAAAGAGGUGGAAGCAUUUCUCUCCGAGAAUCCCACAGAGAUCAUAACAAUAUUUAUUGAGGAUUAUGUUCAUUCACCGAUGGGACUGAGCAAGGUCUUUACUGCUGCUGACUUGAUGAAGUAUUGGUAUCCAAUCUCGGAAAUGCCAACUAGUGGCAAGGACUGGCCAAGUGUCACAGAUAUGGUUGCAAAAAACCGCAGGUUGCUGGUGUUUACUUCUGAUGCUUCAAAGGAGGCUAGUGAAGGAAUAGCUUACCAAUGGAGCUACUUGCUAGAGAAUGAACCUGGAGAUCCAGGGAUUGUGCCUGGUUCUUGUCCAAACAGGAAGGAAUCGCAGCCACUGAACUCAAGGCCGGCAUCUCUAUUUCUGCAAAAUUACUUCCCCACGAUCCCCGUGCAGAACGAAGCAUGUAAAGAGAAUUCUGGGCUACCACAAAUGGCCCAGGCUUGUUAUGCCGCAGCUGGGAAUAGGAUCCCGAACUUCAUAGCUGUGAAUUUCUACAUGCGAAGCGACGGUGGUGGUGUUUUCGAUGUUCAAGACAGAAUCAAUGGCCGCACCUUAUGUGGGUGUGACACCAUUGCUGCUUGCCAGGCUGGAGCACCAAUGGGUGCAUGCAAGGACACGGGGGCACCAAAUCAGACUACAUCGCCCUCUGUAAAUGGAAAUGUCUAUUCAGGAACUAUAGAAUUCAAGACGCAUUCCACUAGUGCUGCUAGCAAUAACAACAUCCGGAGUAGAUCUGUUUUUCUGCUAAGGCUGCAGUUGACUUUGCUGCUCUUUUUCUCUUUCAGGCUCUAGUUUUCAUAUAUCUGGACCUUUUUCCCACCUACUGUAUAGCUGAAAGUAACAUCAGCUUUUGUUGUGAGCUUGCUUUCUCUAUUGGGAUGACGGUUAGUGCCUUGCUAGCUUUAUAAUCUAUAGUUGGGAGGGGGUGUGGAUCAAUGUUAAUGAAAGAAUGGGUAGAGAUCUUCCUCUGUUCUCCGAGGAGGAGUAAUACGGCUACAACCUACAAAGAAACUGAUGAGUGGAAGUUCAUGCUGGUUAUGUGAUUACUAGAU
Molecule: messenger RNA, 1606 nt
Organism: Zea mays
Lineage: Eukaryota; Viridiplantae; Streptophyta; Magnoliopsida; Poales; Poaceae
Exons: 8
Coding region: 84-1346 (420 amino acids)
Biological process (GO): lipid metabolic process
Molecular function (GO): phosphoric diester hydrolase activity
Source: RefSeq, marked provisional